This is a messenger RNA of Chroicocephalus ridibundus (black-headed gull), 899 nucleotides long. RefSeq names its product MBL associated serine protease 2 (gene MASP2). The transcript is spliced from 5 exons. Gene Ontology annotation, molecular function: serine-type endopeptidase activity; calcium ion binding. NCBI's taxonomy places the organism in Eukaryota, Metazoa, Chordata, Aves, Charadriiformes, Laridae. Bases 81 to 602 code for a protein of 173 amino acids. The record is from RefSeq and is a predicted model, not a curated record.
UCCUGCAAAAACUUCAGUGUUGUGGUUUUCACUAACCGUGUUGAAAAGUGAGGAGCAGGAAGCCCGGGCUGUUUGUCUUGAUGGCUAUGCUUUACAGUGGAGUAAGCAGCAGCAUUGUGCUGCAGAAAAUGUAUGGGAGGAUCACGUCCCCUAACUUCCCAAAUGUCUACCCAAAUCACAAGGAGAGAGUCUGGAAUAUUACUGUCCCCAAGGGAUAUUCUGUCCGCAUCUACUUCACCCAUUUCAAUCUGGAGCUGUCUUACCUGUGUGAAUACGAUUAUGUGAAGCUGAGCUCUGGUGGGAGGACCUUGGCUACACUGUGUGGAAAGGAUAGUACAGACACCGAGGAGGCUCCGGACAACAAGACAUACGUCUCCGCUGACAACAACCUCGUGGUAAUGUUUCGGUCUGACUACUCCAAUGAGAAACCAUUCACGGGCUUUGAGGCCUUUUACGCUGCCGAAGAUAUUGAUGAGUGCAAACAGCUGUUUGAUGGUGAACCCCUCUGCAAUCACCACUGUCACAACUACGUGGGGGGCUACUAUUGCAGCUGUCGGGUUGGCUACACACUGCAUGAAAACAAGAGGACAUGCACAGCGUGAGAUAAUUAAGCUUCUCCUCGCUUAGGCAGAGAUGGAGACAGAUGUGCUGGGAAGAGCUGGUUUGCCCUCCCUCCUGACCUGCCUGUUGCAGUCUGCCCAAGGGCUGCAGGCGUCUCUUGCUCUGUGACUUGUAUUCCUUGCCUUUCAGACCUGCCUCCUGCAGACAAUAAAGAGGCUGUUCCUUGUUGAAAGCUGAUGGCAGCCUCUGGGGCAUUUAUUUUCAUGCAUUUCCAUGUGUCACUAGGGAAAAAAAGAAGUUAGCUAAGGCAGGAGCUGAUAAGAAAGAAGCCAUUGUGA